GUAAGGUCUGAAGGGAACGAGAGGGAGAGCUGAAGCGAUGGCGUGGUGUUGAUUAUUGCCAUACUCGCUGCUGAACGUGCUCUGAAUCCUCCGCAGACAUCGCAUUGCAUAAUAAAAGUGAAUAGUAUAGCAUGAUGCUACUGCUCACCAUGACCAGUCCAAUAGCCGCGACCCCACCCGGUGAAACGACUUUGCCUCAUGCUUCAUCUGCUCUGUUUUACCUGCAAAACCCUAGCGCGCUCCUCUACCUGCAUAGGAUAAAAAAGAAAAGAAAAGAAUAUAAAGUGUAAUUGCUUUCGGCGGGAAUUGGAUUGCUUUUGCCCUUAAUUUCAUUUAAGACCUCCAUUUAUCUGACAGUCGCCCAGUAACGGCAGCGUCAAAAUCAUAAUAACCCCAGACAUGCAUUGGAGAAAUCUGGAUUUUACUAUUUUUAAGUUAUUAUGUACACGGGCUAACUAAUAUUAUAUAUAAUUUAUGUAAAUAAAGAACAAAAUUUUGCAUGGCUUCGAAGCAAUCGUGAGCGAUAAUCAAUCGGGGGGCGUGUGUUGGCAUGACAGGUUGUUUGUUGUUGUUGUUCAUGGCCACUGAAGAAUCCCUCACAAGUGCCAUGGAGAACAUGGGUGUUGCCUCUGAAGUUGCACAGGCAAAGUAUUCGAGAAGGGUGCUGAUUAAAUCCAUAAUAAAACGUCCGGAUGGGGAGCAGGGCCUGUCUGGACAAAGUGUUGUGGUAGGUGGAUGGGUCAGGACAUCCAGAGCGCACGGAGGUAUUACUUUUAUCCAAGUGAAUGAUGGGUUUUGCUUUGCUAAUCUUCAGGUGUUGGUAAAUGGGGAGAUUUUUCCUUUGGGUCAGCUUACACCAACAGGGACCUGUGUAAUGUUGGAAGGUGAGCUGACGCAGCCGCCUGACGGGAAAGAGCAGAAGGUGGAAUUAAAACUUACAAAGGUUCUGGGAGUGGGUACUGUGGAUCCCAGAAAGUACCCAAUUGCCAAGACCUACUUGCCCUUGGAGCAUCUGAGGAGUUAUGUGCACCUCAGGGCUAGAACAAACACGAUUUCAGCUGCCGCAUGAAUUCGCAAUACCUUGGCAUAUGUAACACACUUUUUUCCAGAAUGAUUAAUAUCCAUAACUGAAUAUAAUGUAUUCCUUAGAUCUAAAAAACCACAAAUCAUGCGAUGCUACAUCAACUCACCAAAAGAGGACUUAUUGCACGACUAUUGGUCUAACCUUUUUUUUGGACACCUCAACAAAAAGUAUGCUGAUGUGGCCCUGAAACCUUAGUUAUAAGUAGAGGACUUGCUAAGUAAGCUGUUGUAAAAAAAUGGGAUUGAUUUGGAAUUUCCACAUAAGAGGCACAAAGUUAGGGUGUUCAACUAUUGGAUCCUUUCCCUUUUGAACAAACAUUGGUUGAAUAAUUCGAUAAUUAAGAAUUAAAUACAUAUUUGUAAAAAAAAAAGCCUAAAACAAGUUAAUAGAGUUUCAUGGUAAGCUGCAAACUACGAGUUGCAUGCAUCUUUCAGAUAAAGCAAGAUGGAUCUUUUAGUUGAAGCUGUGUAUCUUUAUGUUGAUGAAAUACAUGGCCACACUCAAGUUGGACAACAUUUGAAGUGAACCCAAUGAAAUGCCACUAGAGCUUAAUAAGACGAUAAAAGAAAUUGGAGCUUAACGAGACGACACCCCCAAAUUUCUCUAUGCUCAAUCAAUUGGUGUUGGGAGUCUCAAGUAAAACUUAGUCAUUGGAGUGUUAGGAAGUCCCAAGCAUCCUGAUAGAACACAAAUGAUUUGUAGUAACAGGUUAGAUGGAAGUGAAUCUUCCACAUAUACAUAUGGUCUUGCAAAAUAUUUUUACAUUACUCAAUGAUGUCAUC
Messenger RNA from Cryptomeria japonica (Japanese cedar), 1866 nucleotides. RefSeq names its product asparagine--tRNA ligase, cytoplasmic 1. NCBI's taxonomy places the organism in Eukaryota, Viridiplantae, Streptophyta, Pinopsida, Cupressales, Cupressaceae. The transcript has 2 exons. Gene Ontology annotation, cellular component: mitochondrion. The record is from RefSeq and is a predicted model, not a curated record. Gene Ontology annotation, molecular function: asparagine-tRNA ligase activity; nucleic acid binding. Gene Ontology annotation, biological process: asparaginyl-tRNA aminoacylation. The coding region runs from base 551 to 1069 and encodes 172 amino acids.